UAAUUCAGUCCCUACAUCCAAGGCCUAUAUAUAUAUAUAUAUGGACAUAUAUAUAUGUAUAAUAAGCUACGAUAAAACUCAUAAAGAAAGGAAAAAUAGAAAGAGAGCAGAGAAUACAAUGGAGAAUGUUGAAAUGAGUAGAAGAGAUGUGAUUGUAUUCAGAGGAAUAUGGUACUUGAUGACUCUACUCUCACUCAUUGGCCUCUCCAUAUCACUCAAUCUUCUCUGGCCACCUGGAGGAAAGUCACCAACAUUGUCUCGGUUCCUCAGGGACGGCGCUGUAAGUGCCACAACAUUCUAUGCAGUGACGGCACUCAGGUAUCUCUUAUUCACCGAUCCUCCUUCCACUAAUGGUUUCAAGGAUUUUACUACAGAGAAAGAGAGGGUUCCUCAGCUUGUCUUUGCGGAGCUUGCGUUAUUGGCGUUAGUGGCAUCUCCGCUAUUCUAUUCGGAUCAUGACGUAUCGUUUGUGUUGUACAUGUCGUUAUUCACCAUAUCGUUGUUCAUCGGUGGGACAGGUCUGAUUCAGCUAUCAGAUAAAUUUAGGAUGGAGAUGAAACAUGCUUAUAUCACGCUUCUCUGCGGUUUGCUGUGUUGGCUUUUUGGCAUUUAUUUUUCUAUUUACGGCGAACACAAUCCGGUAGUGACUAUGAUUCUUCUCGUAGUUUAUUCUCUGUUUGUCGUGUUUAUCUAUAUUUAUAAUAGAUACAACAGGGAGGAAUUCCCUAUGAAUUCCAGGGUUUCCCCUCUUCCUGCUUAAUUCUCUUGCUCAGGAGAUAAAUGUUUCUUUAUUGACUUGGUAUGACUAUAUAG
This is a messenger RNA of Brassica rapa (field mustard), 813 nucleotides long. RefSeq lists its product as uncharacterized. The record is from RefSeq and is a predicted model, not a curated record. Lineage: Eukaryota; Viridiplantae; Streptophyta; Magnoliopsida; Brassicales; Brassicaceae.